ACGACACCAAACACAGAAGCAGCGACCACCCCAUCUACAACCCCAACACUUUCGUACGCACAGUGAGUAACGUAAGAAGUGGGUGGUAGGCGUGGGCGUGGGUAGUGGCGGAGUUGGUGCCAAUUCCCUUGUUAUUACUUGCUACGAUUGCCGACUAGUCUGUCUCAUUGUGCGCACUUCACACUCACCCGCCCCCUCGCGCACGCUAGCAUCAUCUCCAUCCCCACCCUCACCCAAUCCCACUUCAGGCGGUUGCCCCCUCAUAAACACUAGCUCCCUCCCUGGACCUCGCUAUGUCCAUUAUAACAACAACAGAAGCCACCAAUUUCCCAUUCUCUCCUUCUCCUUUACUAACCCACGCCUCUCCUUUCCUCUCCUUGUCAUCCUUCACACACACCCACAACCAUGGAAACAACACCUUCUUGUGCGACUCCCAAGCGUGUCCCGCCGCCAUGCUGGACCCAAGAUGAGUCACUUGCCCUAAUCAAAGCUUACUGUGACAAAUGGUACUCCGUCAACCGUGGCAACCUCCGCGCCGCCGACUGGGAGGCCGUCGCUGUAGCCGUUCCACCUAAAUCGUCCCUCCAGUGUCGCCACAAGAUCGAGAAGCUUCGGAAACGGUACCGUGUGGAAAAACAGAAGUGCCUUGAGUACCCAGGUCGGUUUUUCUCUUCUUGGGAUUUGUUCCCUUUGUUAGAUUCAUUGGAAAUCGGGUCUCUGGGGUCCAAAGGAGACCAAGAAAUCGAUAAUGGGAAUGAUGUUGGAGAUGGGUUUCGCGUGAAAACGUUAGGAGACAGGUAUUUGCUGACUACUCAAAAGAAUGGGAAAACCAAUGGGGAUUUGGACCCAGAUGAGGAUUUCGGUUUGGAUCCAGAUCUUGCUUUUCGGGCUGCGAAAUAUAGCAAGGUUCACGGGGGCUUUAAUGUUCAUGGUGAUUCUGAAAGUGGGUUUGGUUUUAAAUCUGUCGCUAAUAAGAAUUUGGUAUCUGUUGCAUUUAGACCCAAAGAUUAUGUUGGCGUUAAUGGGAAGUUAACGGCUAAUAUUGGUUUAAAUUGUGAUAAUGGAGGUGAGUUUGGUUAUAAAGUAGAAAAAACACGGGGGGGUAGGAAAGUUAUGCCCCAGGGAGUUAGAUUGCCGGAUUACGAAAUGAUUGCUAACAAUUAUGGCUCAUAUGUUAGGGAUUUUACUAAAGGUGUCCAUAGCUAUGGAGGGUUUCCGUUGAAGUCCUUAGGUGAUGGGAAUUAUAACACGAUUGACGGGAAGCCCACUCCUGAUUUCUGUGAUAAUGAUGAUCACGUGGAGAUUGACUACAGAAAUGAUAAAAGAGAUGAAUUUGGCAAAAAAGUUACUAAUGGCUGGAGUUACUCGCCUACAGGGUUUAGGCCAAAGAAUUGUGGCACUAUCGAUGGGAACUCGAGGUCCAAUGCUCGAUCUAGGGCCGUGAAUGGGUCUGUGAAUGUUGGGAUGAAUGGCAUUGGCGAUGGAGUUAAAAGAGAGACGGAUCCGAUUUCUUUGUUGGUGUCAGCAAUUGAGCAGGCUACAGAGAGUUUUGUGAAGGUGGAGAUGAUGAAAAUGGACAUGGCCUCAGAGAUUGAGAAAAUGAGGAUGGAAAUGGGGUUGAAGCAUAACCAGAUGAUACUUGAAUCGCAGCAACGGAUUGUGGAAACACUUGCGAAAGCAAUGCUGGAAAAGAAGAAGGAAAGGGAGGAAGUGGAGGUGCGGCCACCUAAUUCAAGCAGAAACGGAUAUUCUCAGGUUGCUGCAGUGGAUUUUGAAAGGAUUGGUAAAAGUAUCGUAAAAGAAGGCGAAGCUUGUUUUACCUGACUUUCAGAUCAAGCGCAAGUCGUAGUUGUUUUUGUUUCCUGUUAUUCUCAGGAGGAAUCAUUCUUUUGUUACCAAGUAAUGUUUGCAAUGAUCCCAUUCUCACCUGUAAAUAUUCUGCUACAGGAUGUUAGAUAUUCUUUUGAUCUCAA
Populus nigra (black poplar) is the source of this 1973-nucleotide messenger RNA. Its product is annotated as protein FIP2-like. The record is from RefSeq and is a predicted model, not a curated record. NCBI's taxonomy places the organism in Eukaryota, Viridiplantae, Streptophyta, Magnoliopsida, Malpighiales, Salicaceae. Bases 406 to 1824 code for a protein of 472 amino acids. Gene Ontology annotation, molecular function: transcription cis-regulatory region binding. Gene Ontology annotation, cellular component: nucleus. The transcript has a single exon.